CCCUGAAGGAUGGCUUCCAUUAUGGGGGAUGCGAUCAUGGUGCUCAAAGGCCUUGCCAAGCUGACGGAGGCAGCCGUGGAAACCCACCUGCAGCACUUCGGCCUUGGUGCGGAGUUCAUCAUGGCAGCCCGGGCCCUGCAGUCCACAGCUGCAGAGCAGUUCAGCAUGUUCCUGGGGACGGUGCAGGAGCAGGACAAGCAUGAAGAAUCUUACAUGUCGGAGAGCUUUGACGACCCAGAAUCAGAGUUCCACUUCUCAGGGCCAAGGGCCGAGGGCGCCUCUGCAAACUUCUCUGCAGCCUCCUCCCAGGACCAGCCGUCGUCUCCACCCCAGGAUCCCGCCAGCAGCAAGGGCCCAGCUCCUGCCUACGCUGACAGUGGACCCUUUAGGGAAGCUGGGCUCCCAGGGCAGACUGCCUCUCCUCUGGGCAGGCGGGACGGGAGGCUUUUUGUAGAUAGCAGAGCCCCCUUCUGUCCCACUGGCCUGCAGCGAAGGUUCUUCCACCAGGACCAGUCCCCUGUGGGGGGCCUUACAGCCGAGGACAUUGAGAAGGCCCGGCAGGCCAAGGCGCGCCCCGAGAGCAAGCCCCACAAGCAGAUGCUCAGUGAGCGGGCUCGGGAGCGGAAGGUGCCAGUUACAAGGAUUGGGCGGCUGGCCAACUUUGGAGGUCUGGCUGUGGGUCUGGGCUUUGGAGCCCUGGCUGAAGUCGCCAAGAAGACCCUCCGCUCUGAGGAUUCCUCAGGGGGGAAGAAGGCCGUGCUGGACUCCAGCCCCUUCCUGUCGGAGGCCAACGCAGAGCGCAUCGUGAGCACGCUGUGCAAGGUGCGCGGGGCGGCGCUCAAGCUGGGCCAGAUGCUGAGCAUCCAGGACGACGCUUUCAUCAACCCCCACCUGGCCAAGAUCUUCGAGCGGGUACGGCAGAGCGCGGACUUCAUGCCCCUGAAGCAGAUGACGAAAACUCUCAACAAUGACCUGGGCCCCAACUGGAGGGACAAGCUGGAGUACUUCGAGGAGCGGCCCUUCGCAGCCGCCUCCAUCGGGCAGGUGCACCUGGCCCGCAUGAAGGACGGGCGUGAGGUGGCCAUGAAGAUCCAGUACCCUGGCGUGGCCCAGAGCAUCAACAGCGACGUCAACAACCUCAUGGCCGUGCUGAACAUGAGCAACGUGCUUCCGGAAGGCCUGUUCCCCGAGCACCUGAUCGACGUGCUGAGGCGGGAGCUGGCCCUUGAGUGCGACUACAAGCGAGAGGCCGCCUGUGCCAAGAAGUUCAGGGAGCUGCUGAAGGACCACCCCUUCUUCUACGUGCCCGAGGUCGUGGACGAGCUCUGCAGCCCCCACGUGCUGACCACAGAGCUCGUGUCUGGCUUCCCCCUCGACCAGGCGGAGGGGCUGAGCCAGGAGAUCCGGAACGAGAUCUGCCACCACAUCCUGGUCCUGUGCCUACGGGAGCUGUUUGAGUUCCACUUCAUGCAGACAGACCCCAACUGGUCCAACUUCUUUUAUGAUCCUGAGCAGCACAAGGUGGCUCUCCUGGACUUUGGGGCAACUCGGGAAUUUGACAGAUCCUUCACUGACCUCUACAUCCAGAUCAUCAGGGCUGCUGCUGACCAGGACCGGGAGGCUGUGCUGAAAAAGUCCAUCGAGAUGAAGUUCCUCACCGGCUACGAGGUCAAGGCCAUGGAAGAUGCCCACGUGGACGCCAUCCUCACGCUGGGGAAGGCCUUUGCCUCUCAGGAGCCCUUUGACUUUGGCACCCAGAGCACCACCGAGGAGAUCCACAACCUGAUUCCCAUCAUGCUGAAGCACCGGCUCAUCCCGCCCCCCGAGGAGACCUACUCGCUGCACAGGAAGAUGGGGGGCUCCUUCCUCAUCUGCUCCAAGCUGAAGGCCAAGAUCCCCUGCAAGGACAUGUUCGAGGAGGCCUACAGCGGCUACUGCAAGAGGCGGGACGGGCAGUAGCACUCGGCCACGGAACCAGCAGGAAGCUGGUGGGGGCGGCGCUCCAUUUAAACUCCUUUGCCCGCGGGGAGGGUGGCGGGCUCUGACCGGGACGCUGCUGGAGCCCCAUUGCCAGCGCUUAUCAGGGUUUUUAUGGCUAAGAGGGUGCGGAGUGAGGUGUGCACGAAUGAGAAUGAAACCCCAGCUCCUCUCUCAGAAUCUAACAGUUGUUUAUUGAGCCUCUGAAAUCCUCUAGAUAAAGAUAAAAAGGCAAUUUUAUUUCCUCUUAGUAACAGGGGUUUUACCUAAUGUGAGUGUUAACCAGAAGGCGAGAAUCCCUGCCACC
Myotis brandtii (Brandt's bat) is the source of this 2284-nucleotide messenger RNA. RefSeq names its product aarF domain containing kinase 3 (gene COQ8A). Gene Ontology annotation, molecular function: kinase activity. Lineage: Eukaryota; Metazoa; Chordata; Mammalia; Chiroptera; Vespertilionidae. Gene Ontology annotation, cellular component: extrinsic component of mitochondrial inner membrane. The transcript has 14 exons. Gene Ontology annotation, biological process: ubiquinone biosynthetic process. The record is from RefSeq and is a predicted model, not a curated record. The coding region runs from base 10 to 1959 and encodes 649 amino acids.